AUGGUCCUCCCAGAGCGCUUGGGUUAUGAGGGGGCGGCCGCAGGUAACGGCCGGGGGCGGCAGGAGGCCGGCGGGAAAUGGCCGAGGGGGCUGCGGGGGGGAGAGGCCCCCUCCCUGGGGGAAAGCCCCGGCACAGACCGGCAAACGAUGUGGCUGUUAACGGUUGAUCCAUAUGGGUUUGAAAGGCCAGACGACUUUGAUUAUGCAUCCUAUGAAGCAUUCUUUUCCAGAUAUCUAGUGGUACUCACUAGAAGAGCAAUAAAAUGGUCCAAGCUCUUAAAGGGGAGCAACAAUAUACAGAAGAGUUUAAAAGUGAAGAGAUAUAUCAGGAAAGGCAUCCCCAAUGAACACCGUGCAUUGAUCUGGAUGAUUGUGAGUGGGGCCCAAACCAACAUGGAACAAAACCCUGGAUAUUACCACAGACUGCUUGAAGAAGAGAAGAAUGACAAGCUGGUUGAAGCAAUCAAAACAGACAUGAACAGAACAUUUCCAGAUAAUGUAAAAUUCCGCAAAACUGCUGAUCCUUGUUUGCAGCAUGCACUCUACAACGUACUGGUAGCAUACGGGCAUCAUAAUAAAGCAGUAGGAUAUUGUCAGGGCAUGAACUUCAUAGCUGGAUACUUGAUUCUUAUUACAAAGAAUGAAGAGGAGUCCUUCUGGUUGCUAGAUGCUCUUAUUGGAAGAAUAUUGCCUG
Balearica regulorum gibbericeps (East African grey crowned-crane) is the source of this 694-nucleotide messenger RNA. Lineage: Eukaryota; Metazoa; Chordata; Aves; Gruiformes; Gruidae. The record is from RefSeq and is a predicted model, not a curated record.